GUCAGGGUUCAUCUCAAAGACAGGUGUGGUGGUGGGGCACAGAGACAGGACUCUUCACGAGGCAGGGGCACCUGGAGUUGGAAGAGCAGGAACAUUGUCAUCUGCUUGGUAGAAGGAGGGGUAGGUGCUGUUUGCACUGAAGCUGGCCCCCAGCCCCAGGAGGGGAGCUCUUUAUGCACAAAAAGGAGGGGGCGUAGGGACUUUUUGAGGUCUGGCAACCACCCCACUGGGUCACAGCCCACUGAAUGGAAUAGGCUUGGGGCUGUGUUCCAUGGGAAUGAAAUGGAGUACCAGUCAAGAGCCUAGGGGUCCAUGCACACAAGACAGGGUGAGCUCAGAUUGCUCCCCAGUGCCCAGCUGUGAGGCUCCCCGCUAAAACUUCAGGGCUGGGGGGGUCGAGGGGCAGGAUUGGACCUACCUGUGGCUAUCAUUCAACUGGGAAUGCAGAACCUUCUUCACCCUGGAUGCUCCCGAUCCCUGCUGGAAAACAUGAUUUGUGCUUCUGAAUCAGGGCACCUGUCAUCUGCCAUGGCAGGUGUGGUGUACUCCAGACAGGCCCCUGUGGACUUAGAUAUAUACCAGAGCUCUUACAUGAUUGACUAUCAACCCUACGGGAAGCACAAAUACUCCAGGGUCACACUACAAGAGCAAGUGAAGCUGGAUGCCCAGCUCCGGGACAAAGAGUUGUACAGGCCGAUCCCCAGCUCCAAGCCCAAGCUAGAGGAUGGGUACCCCGCCUUCAAAACUCCUCCCAUGACCGCCAGAGACCUGGGACUCCCAGGCUUCUUCCCACCACAAGACCAAGACCGGGCGACCACGGCAGAGGGCGAAGGCAGGUGCCCCAGUGAGAUUUCAUUUUGAAAUACAGGAGAGAGG
Molecule: messenger RNA, 876 nt
Organism: Acinonyx jubatus (cheetah)
Lineage: Eukaryota; Metazoa; Chordata; Mammalia; Carnivora; Felidae
Gene: SPMIP9
Product: testis expressed 37
Exons: 4
Coding region: 442-861 (139 amino acids)
Cellular component (GO): cytoplasm
Source: RefSeq, a predicted model, not a curated record